This is a messenger RNA of Colletotrichum karsti, 1977 nucleotides long. Its product is annotated as 6-phosphofructo-2-kinase 1. Lineage: Eukaryota; Fungi; Ascomycota; Sordariomycetes; Glomerellales; Glomerellaceae. The record is from RefSeq and is a predicted model, not a curated record. Gene Ontology annotation, molecular function: ATP binding; 6-phosphofructo-2-kinase activity. Gene Ontology annotation, biological process: fructose metabolic process; fructose 2,6-bisphosphate metabolic process. The transcript has 4 exons. Gene Ontology annotation, cellular component: cytosol. Bases 1 to 1977 code for a protein of 658 amino acids.
AUGAGCUCCAGCAAGGAUUCCCGCGCGCCUUCGUCAUCCUCCCAAACUCGCUCGAAUAAGUCGCCGACCAUUACCAUAUCCAACGGCGAGCUGCCACCGCCUCCCGUUUCCCAUCCUCACGAUGCUCUCCUACCGCCCCCGGCUAUGGCGCAUGCCAUCCGAUCCAUGAACGAUCUCAGCGGCCCCAUCGCCCUGCGCGACCGCUCCCUCAUCGCCUCCUCCGAUACCCCUCCAGCCAUGCGAAGCGUCGUCUCGACCGCCCCGAACUCUCCUAGAAUUCCGCCAGUCAGACAAAACUCGGGAGGAACGACCCCACGACUCCGCCCCCAUCCCGCCACACUCAACGUCCCUGGCAUGACCGUCUCAAGAGCGUCGCCCGAUGGAAAGAUUAGCGACAGAGAUGUCGCGGCGAAGCUGGUCAUCAUCAUGGUCGGCCUGCCCGCGAGAGGAAAAUCAUACAUCACCAAGAAGGUCCAAAGAUACCUAUCAUGGCAGCAGUAUAACUCGCGCAUCUUCAAUGUCGGAAACAGGAGACGUGUGGCCGCGGGCAUUUCUUCCCCCAUGAAGUCCCCCAUGAAAUCGCCUUGGUCCCCUUCGCCCAUGAAGUUCGAUCCCCCGACGCAAGCCGCCUCCAUCCUGUUGAACGGUCACACAGCGCACAACACCAAGAAAGAGCCCGCAGAGCUGGACCUGAACACACCCGAUGCCGACACGAUGGACCAAUCAGCCAAGUUCUUCGAGCCGAGCAACGAGACCGCAUCCAAGAUCCGCGAGCAGGUUGCUCUCGACACCUUGGACGAACUGCUGGAUUACCUCCUUCACCAAGGCGGCUCCGUCGGUAUUCUUGAUGCAACCAACAGCACCAUUCACCGCCGUCAGCUUUUGGUCGACCGAAUUAAGGAGAGGGAGCCCAAGCUUGGAAUCCUCUUCAUUGAGAGUAUCUGCCACGACCAGAACCUUUUGGAGGCAAACAUGCGCCUCAAGCUUUCAGGCCCCGACUACAAGGACAAGGAUCCGCACCAGUCCCUCGCAGACUUCAAGAAGCGCGUUGCCGCCUAUGAGAGCGCCUACGUUCCCAUUGGCGAUUAUGAGGAGGCCCAUGACAUGCAGUACAUCCAGAUGAUUGACGUUGGACGCAAAUUGGUUCAACACAGACUCCGCGGGUUCCUGAGUGGCGGAAUCAGCUCCUACCUUACGACUUUCAAUCUGGCCCCGAGGCAAAUUUGGCUUACACGGCACGGACAAAGUGUUGACAACCGCCUCGGAAAGCUUGGCGGUGACUCGGAUUUGACCCCCGAUGGAGAGCAAUACGGCAAAGCCCUCCACGACUUCAUCACUCAAAAGCGAAAAGAAUGGCUCAUCGAGCAGAAGGAUAAGAUUGCGCAGUCAUCCUUCCCUCCCAAGGCCGGCGAUCACACCCCGCCGUACCCCGAGCUCAACCGCGAGUUGGAGGAGAAGAACUUCUGCGUGUGGACAUCGAUGCUGAAGCGCAGCGUCCAGACGGCGGAACAUUUCGAGGCCGACGACGAUUAUGAUGUCAAGAAUUGGGCCAUGUUGAACGAGCUCAAUGCUGGCCUUUUUGAGGGCAUGACCUACGAGGAGAUCGCAAGGAGAUUUCCCGGCGAGUACAAGAAGCGCGCCGAAGACAAGCUUCACUACACUUACCCUGGCGUUGGCGGUGAGGGAUACCUCCAAGUUAUCGCACGCCUACGCGACAUGGUGCGCGAAAUCGAGCGCAUCGAAGACCACGUCCUCAUCAUCGGCCACCGCUCGGUCUGCCGAGUUCUCAUGGCGUAUUUCAUGGAUCUUACUCGCAACGAAAUUGCGGAUUUGGAUGUUCCGUUGGGCAUGCUCUACUCGAUUGAGCCCAAGCCUUACGGCUACGACUUCCACGCCUACCGCUACAGCGCCGACAAGGCGACUUUCGCCGAAAUCCCCAACUACCGACCCCAGCGCACCGUCGACCGCGCUGCGUAG